AAAUCGACUGUAUAAUUUGAAAACAGGAUAUGUUCGGGACUGUGUUUUGAAACUAGGACAACUUUUUUCCUUAGGGACUUCUUUAAAAUAAAAAAUAAAAAAGGUUUCGAUUGUGGGUUAGCAUGUCCCAUGCAAGCAUGCACUUGUGAAAUGCACACGUGAAGCUGAGCUCUUUUCGUGUUACUGUUCCAGCCACAGAGUAGAUUUCAUGUUGCAAAUGCUCUCGAAGCACAACCUUUUUUCACACAAAGAAAUGGACAUUUUGCAGGGACCAUGUCAAUCGAACGAUACAUUUUUUUAUUAUAUAUAUAUAUACACACACAAGGUAUUAUCAAAAAGUUUCGAGUCUUGUUCUGUUUACAAGACUACACACUAUCAUCUUUAAAAUAGUCCUCUUGCACAGCAAUACAGCGUUCCUAUUGUUUCUGCCACUUCUGGAAUGUGUCCUGGACGUCUCCUUUUUGAAGCGUAUGCUUCUGCUAUUGGAUGUCCGCAGUGGUGUCAAAACGGCGACUUUUGAGCUGGAUCUCAAGCGGGGCGAAGUCUGAAGGAGCCAAAUCUGGCGAGUAGGGUGGUUGCGGAAGUUAGCAAGAAACUCACGUGUGAGGAGAGCUCGGUAACAGGGUACGCAUCUGUUCCGGAUAGCAGACGUGGUAACGCACGUGGUCAGAAUAGUUGCACAGCUUCCGAUGAACACAGGAUAUUGUCUUUUGGCGCACUGACUAACGAAGGUCGGUGCUUCCUGUGACUGUGCAUGCAGACUUUUGGUGUGUCACAAAACUAGUUUAGAAACUUUUUGAUACCACCUUGUGUAUAUAUGUAUGUAUGUAUGUAUGUAUAUAAUUAAUACAAUGAAUUUCACAUUUAGUGCAUUUCUGUAUGAAAAAGGGCAGGAUAUUAAGAACUUAUUUUUCUUAUACAUAUACUUCUAUCCUCUUAUCUGUUUUGUGAUUCAGUCCUGUAUGCUGGGAAGAUUAUUUCAUAAUAAUAUAACAAAUAUUGAAAGAUAAAGGUCUUAAGUCAGGAUAUUUUAUAGAUAAAUCUAUUGACAUUCAUUUGUUGUAGAUUUAAAACCACCACCACAAAGAGUGGGUUCAGAGGUUUGAGAUACGAUGUGUAUCAUAGCCGCUGUCCUGCCUUUUUUUUUUUUUUUUUUUUUUCUUUUGUUCUCCUGUGUUCAUUGUGAACCCUGCUACAGGGGCUGUCUUUCAUGCCAUAAGUGUCACUUUGUUGUAGAUGAGGGUGAGGGAUUUACAACCCCUGCACGGAUGGGUAACCUAGUAAGUACAGUCAAGGUGAGACUUCAGGUUCAAAGUGUGGACAAGCCCCUUUAUCGUGGAACAUACCACUGUUUCCAGUCUAUAAUUCAUCAAGAAUCUUUAUUUGGGCUCUACAAAGGCAUUGGCUCCCCAAUGAUGGGCCUGACGUUCAUCAACGCCAUCGUGUUUGGCGUGCAGGGCAACGCGAUGCGCAUGCUGGGCAAAGACACCCCUCUGAACCAGUUUCUGGCUGGCGCUGCAGCCGGGGCUAUCCAGUGCGUCAUCUGUUGUCCCAUGGAGCUCGCCAAGACUCGCAUGCAGAUGCAGGGCACCGGAGAGAAGAAGUCUUUGAGGAAGGUAUACAAGAACUCCUUGGACUGCUUAGUUCGCAUUUACAAAAAAGAGGGCCUCAGGGGCAUCAACCGUGGCAUGCUGACCACCGUUAUCCGCGAGACUCCAGGAUUCGGCGUGUAUUUCCUGUCCUACGACGUCCUGACACGUUCCUUGGGGUGUGAAGCCGACGACCUUUACAUCAUUCCGAAGUUGCUCUUCGCAGGCGGCAUGUCGGGGAUCGCGUCCUGGCUAUCGACGUAUCCAGUGGACGUCAUCAAGUCCCGCCUCCAGGCAGACGGCUUGGGCGGAGUUUACAAAUACAACGGGAUCAUGGACUGUGUCCAUCAGAGCUGGCAGAGGGAGGGCUGGAGGGUUUUUACUCGUGGUCUAACCUCUACUCUCCUCAGGGCUUUCCCUGUCAACGCCACUACGUUUGCCACGGUGACUCUGUUCCUCAUGUACAUGCGAAACGACGGCGGUGUCAAAGACUGCGAGCCUGAGCCUGUACAGCAAACGCAGCUCCAAACCACAAGCCUCUGAACUCAUACUUCACUCAGAAGAUUAAUAAAACAGGUUCUAUGGGCCGGUAUAGUAAGUAUCCGCUGUUUGUGGGAAUUCUAGUUCCCUUAUUACUAAUUCUACUAGAAACAGCAUCAGCAAAAAUUGUCCCAGUUUUAAAGUUUCAUGUAUUGUGAAGGGGGGAGGGAUUUGAGUGGGAAUUUUUCGAAAACAAUCCAAAGCAUGUUUUCACUGCGUUUUCUCUACAGUGAGGCAGGGUUAAUGCUGCUACGAUCCAUUUCUUAUUUUUGUACUGAAUGUUCUCAGGAUGAAUGUAAGGGUCCAGGAAUUUGGACUGAAUCAUGCUGGUAAGAGGGAAAUGUUUUGUGAACAAGCUAAAUCAUUAAUGCUAAGCAGUAUUAACUGACUGAAGGUCAAUGGGAGGGAAGUCUAGUUUAAAGAAAGACGGGUCCAAAACUGAGAUUACUCAGUCUUUCAGCACAAUUGACAAACAAAAAAAGAUCUCGCAAGCGUUUGCUGAAGUGGUUAUUCAUAUACUACACGGCCAAAAGCAUGUGAACACUUGAUACCUACAGUACAUGUCCUUAUUGAACAUCUCAAUCUAAUAUGGUCUCCUCUAUAGCAUCUAGAACUGACUCUUCUGCAAAGGCUUUCUAGUAGAUCUAGGGUUGUGGAUUUGGAGUUUAGUGAUCCUUCAGCCAAAAGAGCAUUAGUGAGACUCGUGAGAGACAGAUGGUGUGGAGGUUUGAGUGCACUCAGUGUUCCGGUUCAUCAUAAUCAGCGUGUCUCAAGUUCUUUCUCACAAAUGUUGCCAAACAUACAUCCUGCAGUUAUUUUUCUAGCAGACCCAUGCCCCCAAAAUGAGAUUUAAUGUAACUGUGGUUUUCAACAAAGCUUACAAAUGAAUGAGAGACGAGACGAGGAAUGGAAUUAUGAAAAAUGUUAGCCUGGAGGUGGAGAGCACGAUCAUUCUGCACCAUUUCCUAACAGCAGAUUACAGCAAUAGCAUUUUUUCUAUCUGCGGUCAAUGACACUGCUCUCCAGGACACAUGGAAAUGGUGGCCACAUGCAAUUGGAUUAGGACGUGUUACUGCCAGGGGUUUAUCUCGCUUUGUGCACUAGAGCAGGGGUCCUUAACCACCAGGGAGGUAGUAGCUCCGUGUUUAAGGCACCAGAUGGUCAUGAGUUCAAAUUCCACCAAGCUGCCACUGCCUUGAGCAAGGUCUUUAACUGUCAUCUUCUCACUUGCACGUCACUCUGGAUAAGCACCUAUGCCAAAUGCCAUGAAUGUAAACCACCAGGCCAUGGAAUCAUUCAGUUACCGAGCCGCACAAAAAAAGAUAAAAACAUUUAAUUGACCAUAUCUUGAUAGAUGAUUCCACCUGUGCUAAUUCCUGUCCUUUUUUAUAAAUUUUUUUUUAAUGCAUUGAUAAAUUAAGCUGCCAUUGAUUCUGUAUUAUGGUGCGUUCAGUUACAUUUACACUUAUAAAGAUACAUGUAAUAAUUAAAUCAUAGUAAUAUAAUAUGCACGUUAUUAUUUGUAGUUUUGAGCGUGAGCUCCCACCCACCUGAGUCCGUGGAAAAAAUCUUCCGUUAAACUGGUCUGUGGUUCAACAAAAGGUCGGAGACUUGAGCACUAGAGUACCGACCACAUACCCAGGUGUUCACAUGCUUUUGUCCAUGUAGUGCAUCUCGAAUGGAGUAAAAUUGUCUGUAGAAAACGGUGCUGCUGAGCUUCUAAACAAAUAUAUAUAUUUUUUUACUUUUGUUUUGAACAUUGCUUUCUACUAUUUCUGCUUUCUACUACUAUUGCUUUCAUUGCCUAAAAGUGCCACGUUAACAAAAACGUAAAAAAUCUAUAAUUACGAAUUUCGAAGUCAUUGCAUUACGAGAAAAAAAUCGACUCCGGCUGAAGUACCGGUGAGCAUGAACCGGUGUUCAUCUCCUUCAGGGUCGAUUUCUUCGAUCAUCAUUCUCAUAGAAACAGCAUCUCCUCUUCGAUAUAAACAUCGAUAUCCUUCAGACUGCAGAAAUGAGGCAAUUUUCUCAACGUCUGUCUGAUUUUUUUUCUUCUGAGUAAACCAAGUUUCCUACAAAAUCACUGCAGUGUCCGUUUAUAAAUUAAUUUCCUUACUGCUAAAUCACACAGGAUGUAACCAAACGAGCGAAACGUUUCUCUGUGAUUUUUCUUAAAACAUUACCACUUUAAUCUCAUAUUGCUGUGACUAUUUUCGAAGUCUAAAAUGUUUUUUUUUAACGUGGCACUAGUCGUAGUUUUCAGAAAUGCAUAGCUCUGGUUUUUUUCUCCUCUCCACUGCAACCAGCAUUCCACAGAAAGAACGGAUUCUGAUCUGACCUGAUUUAACCUCUCCACCUUCAGCUUACACCUUAAACUGGUUCACAUCUGGUUGGCUGAAACGUCUAAAUCAAAACAUUUACAUUCAGAGCAAUGCAAACGUCAUACGGUAUAAAUAUUCAUACGGUGAUUCUCGACUUUUUGUGUUCAAGUUGUAUAUUAACGAUGUACAUCUGUAGAACAAACCACAUCAGCUGGA
Silurus meridionalis is the source of this 4666-nucleotide messenger RNA. It is a transcript of the gene slc25a29l, whose product is annotated as mitochondrial basic amino acids transporter. NCBI's taxonomy places the organism in Eukaryota, Metazoa, Chordata, Actinopteri, Siluriformes, Siluridae. Gene Ontology annotation, biological process: mitochondrial L-ornithine transmembrane transport. The record is from RefSeq and is a predicted model, not a curated record. Gene Ontology annotation, molecular function: high-affinity L-arginine transmembrane transporter activity. The transcript is spliced from 3 exons. Bases 1113 to 2132 code for a protein of 339 amino acids. Gene Ontology annotation, cellular component: mitochondrion.